AUGGUCAAACUAAACUACUCGAAGGCGUCACGUUCCGGCAGUUGGAGGGCAACGAAUCAUCGAGAAAAGUGUUGUUGGGAAAACAGUGGUGCUGGAAGCGAAGUCCAGGAGCAGGUUUCGAUUCAAAGACGUGUAACACCAACUUGGUCUAUCCGCUGGUUCAUUGGGGAUUUCCGAAAAUUAGUUGAUCUUUAUCCCAGGGGAAGGUUUUUGAUGAGCAAUAAUUUCACGUUGGAAGAUGAAAUCACGAAAGGUACAGGAUACGAUUGUAGGAUCAGGUUAUUCCCAAAUGGAAACUGGCAAUACGUGAAACCAGGUUUCGUCUCGUUGUACCUUCAGGCAUCACCGAUAUUUGGAAGAGACGCGCCGCAGGGAAUCUUUCAUCGCCACAAGAUCAUAAAGAUGGAAAUUCUACGAUUCAAUCAGAAUUCAUAUGUUCCCAUUAAAUCCGUGCACCUCACUUUGGAUAACGCAGAGAAAAAUGGUCAAAAUUGUUAUGGAGUGUCCAAGUUCUGUCGGACGGAGUCUAUUCUUUUGUCUGCUCAGGAUUUUUCAUCGCCGAUCGAUAUUACCGUAAAGAUAACCAUAAUGGAUUCGCCUGUCAACGAAAUGGCACUGCUCGAACCUUUCUUGUACAACGACCGAUUUAGUGAUGUCGAGUUCCGAUUUGAAUGCAGAGGAAAGUUGAGGGCGCACAAAGUUAUUCUAGCAUCGCGAUCCAAGUAUUUUGAAAAGUUAUUCGACGAAAAUAAAUCAUCGAUCGUUGAGACGCUACAAGUCAAGGAUCGAAUGGGCAAAUUGUCUACUGACAAAAUUCGACGCAAGAUCACUGGAUUAUUGAACAAAUUAUUGUGGAGUAAUUUGGAUCACAUUACCAAACGGAUAACCGAUUUUGUCAACCUGUCGAAGGAUGAAAAUGAUGGGCACACCCUGAGGACCGUCAUCGCCAUCAUCUUUGAUCACGCCUGCCAAUGUUCCAAUUACAGCCAUCUGUAUGCAUACCUUUGUAGGAAUUUGAUGAAUGGGAUUGAUCAGAGCAUUGCCGAUAGGAAUGUCAAGAUGUCGGACGGUACGGUGGCAAGAGGACGCAACUUGUUUUUAAAGUGUUUGUACACCAAAUGUCAACUUGAAUUUGAGAAGGGAUGCAAUGUCGAUUUUUACAUUAAACGAGAUGAGAAUGGGGAGUCCACCGACGCGACGACAAACGAGCACUUUUUAGGACUUAAGGAGAGAAGACGUUGGAUCGGCCUCGCGAGAUUCUUUACCGAAUUGUUUAAGUGUAACAUAGUCACCGAGUCAAUGAUGCAUAGAUGCGUCAAGCAUUGUUUAAACAAGACAUGUCCGUAUUUCGAUCAGAUUGAAUUGUUGUGCGAAAUAUUGAGAACGGUGGGUAAAUUUAUGGACCACGAAAAGGCCAAAGCUCACAUGGACGCGUAUUUCGAAAGGAUAAUCUUUUUUGCGCAACAUCCGCAAUUGAAUGAAGCUUUACGUUCCAAGUUGAUGAAUAUUGUCGAGUUGAGGGAGAAUAAUUGGGUUUCUGUUAAUGAACAGUUAGAAUGCAAUGAACUUGACAAAAUGAUCGUUGAAAACAACAAGUCCCAACAGUCGCAAAAUCAAGAUAUCAGCUUUUAUCACAUUCGCGAUGUCGAUUACAAGACCUUCAAGAGGAUCUUGUACUAUAUCUAUACUGGCAGGGUGGAUUCAAAGCUAGAUAUUGAGAUUUUAAAGAGCUUCAUGUGA
Messenger RNA from Acaulospora colombiana, 1740 nucleotides. The record is from the annotation of a GenBank genome assembly. NCBI's taxonomy places the organism in Eukaryota, Fungi, Glomeromycota, Glomeromycetes, Diversisporales, Acaulosporaceae.